AUGAAUGAUUUUCCUGUCACUUAUCUCAAUUUCAAUCAAGAUUCAUCAUGUGUGGCUUUGGGAUUGAAAACAGGUUACAAAAUAGUAAAUGUUGAACAAAAAUUUGGAAGAUGUUGUAGUUAUAAAGAUGAUAGUGUAAAUAUAAUAGAAAUGUUAUAUACAACAAGUUUAAUUGCAUUGACACCACUAGGGAAUGAAAUAGGAUCAUCACCUAGAGAAUUAAAGAUUAAAAAUACCAAAACUAAUAGUACCAUUUGUUCAUUAUUUUUCCCCACAUCAAUAUUAAAUAUUAAAUUAACUAAAGAUUUCUUAAUAGUUGUAUUGGAAAGUCAAAUAUAUGUUUAUGAAAUAAAAACUAUGAAAUUGUUACAAACAGUUAAAACUAACUCAAAUCCAAAUGGUUUAUGUGCCGUUUCAUACAACCAAGAUUAUUGCCUAUUAGCCUACCCAUCACCACCAACAGCUAAUGAUUCUUUAGUGAACAUUCAUAAUAACGUAACUAAAACAACAGGCACUAGCACUAGCAAUGCCAUUUUGAACAAAGGUGACUUAAUUGUUUUCAAUUUGAACAAAUUUACUCCCAUCAUGGCAAUCAGUGCACACAAGAAUGAUAUAGCAGCAAUGGCCUUUUCGAAUGAUGGGUCAUUGAUAAGUACAGCAUCUCACAAGGGAACAAUUGUUAGAGUUUUUGAUACAAAUACAGGAAUCAAAUUAUUUCAAUUCAGAAGAGGUUCAUAUCCAACAAAAAUUUAUUCGCUACAGUUUAGUGAUGACAAUACGUAUGUCUUGGCUACGAGUUCUAGUUUAACUGUACAUAUAUUCAGAUUAGGUGAAGAAGAAGCAUUAGUGAAUAAACAGAAAAAGAAAAUAAAGACAAUAGAAGAAGAACCUGAAGGAGAUGAUGAUUCUGAUGCUAUGGAUGAAGACGACGAAGAUGGUGAUGACGAUGAUGAUGAAGAAGAGGAAGUACCUACAAAACAAAGAAAAUUAUCUCAAGGUUCAUCUAACUCUUUCACAAGUAUAAAUUCUGAGGAUUUAAGUGCUCCGAUAAUUGAUCAAAAUAGAUUAUCUGUAGCAAGAAUGAUACGGAGAUCUUCACAAACUUUAGGAAGAAAGGCUGCACAAAAAAUGGGUGAUUAUUUACCAUCAAGAUUUUCAUCAAUUUUAGAACCUACAAGACAUUUUGCUUCAAUUAAAAUUGAUGCCAAAAAUAAAGAUGUAAAAUCUAUUGCAAUGAUAAAUAAAAAACAAAAUUUAAUUGAUAAAAAUAUUGAAAAUUACGAAAAUUUAUUGCAUGUAAAUGUUGUAACAUCAGAAGUUACCAUCAAGAAUGCUGGAAAGACGUAUUCAAUUGAAAUUAAUGAAAACAGCAAAGGCAUAGAUUUGAAACAAAAGAUUCAAGAACAAACUUCAAUUCCACCUGAAAGACAAAAGAUUUUGAUAAAAGGGGGUAAAUUAAAUGAUGAUACAUUAUUGAGCUCUUUAGAUUUUAGCAAACCAAUCAUGGUAUUGGGAUCACCAGAUAAACUAUCAAAACCAAUUGAAAAACCGACUUUCAUUGAAGAUUCUGGAGAUAUUACUAAAGUUGACAAUAAUCCUUCUGGGAUCCCAAAUUAUGGUAACACUUGUUACUUGAAUUCAAGUUUACAGGUAUUAUAUCAAAUUGAUGACUUGAAGAAAAUUAUAAAAAAUUUUAAAGGAUCAGACAACCUUACGAUAGCAUUAAAAAAUUUGUUUCAUCAAUUGGAGCAAAAAAAUAGUACAAUUAAUGUUCAAAUGUUUUUGACUAUAUUCAGAAGUAUCUAUCCACAAUUUGCCGAACAAAGAAAUGGAAUUUUCGCUCAACAAGAUGCUGAAGAAGCUUAUUCACAAAUUUUAACGACAUUAAAAUCGAAUUUAAAAAUUGAUGAUUUGUUUAGAAUUGAAUACGCGGUAGAGUCCAAAUCAUUGGGGAAUGAUGAUGUUUCAUAUUCUCAUGAAGAUGCAUUUAAAUUAAAUUGUCAUAUUGACAUAAAGACAAAUUUCUUAAGAGAUGGAAUUAUUAGUGGACUAACGGAGACAAUAACUAAGCAUAACGACGCAUUAAAUACAGAUACUGAAUAUCAAAUUACUAAAAAAAUAACCAGAUUACCAAAAUAUUUAACUAUUCAUUUCAUUAGAUUUUUUUGGAGAAGGGAUAUAAAUAAGAAAUCUAAAAUUUUAAGAAAAGUUCAAUUCCCAUUUGAAUUAGAUUUAUCUGAUAUGUUGGAUGAUUCAAUAAAAGAAGAAAAAAAUAAAGUACGUGAUUUAAUUAGAAAAGUAGAAAAAGAUAAUUUAGAUUUAAAAAGAGAUUUCAAAAAGGCUAAAAAGGAUUCAAAUGAAGAUGAAGAAUUAAAAUUAUUAUCUAUAAAAAGUAAAUUUCAAGAUGAUUUAAAAUCUACAAUUCCAAAUGUUAAUUUUGAAACAACUACUGAAAAUCCUUCACUGGUUUAUGAAUUAACUGCUGUUAUUACUCAUAUGGGUGCAAAUGCUGAUGGUGGACACUAUAAAGCAUACGUUAAAGAUCCAAAUGAUUUAGAUGGAGAAAGUUGGUGGUUAUUUAAUGAUGAUAAAGUAAGUUCAGUAUCAAGAGAAAAAAUUGGAACAUUAGCAGGUGGUGGUGAAAGUGAUUCAGCAUUAUUAUUAAUUUAUAAAGGUUUAGGAUUAUAA
Molecule: messenger RNA, 2688 nt
Organism: Lodderomyces pseudojiufengensis
Lineage: Eukaryota; Fungi; Ascomycota; Pichiomycetes; Serinales; Debaryomycetaceae
Gene: UBP6
Product: ubiquitin-specific protease
Exons: 2
Coding region: 1-2688 (895 amino acids)
Biological process (GO): regulation of proteasomal protein catabolic process; protein deubiquitination; proteasome-mediated ubiquitin-dependent protein catabolic process
Molecular function (GO): cysteine-type deubiquitinase activity; proteasome binding; protein binding
Source: RefSeq, a predicted model, not a curated record